GUGGGACUCCCGCCCCCGUCUGACAUAAAAUAGGAGGAUGCCCACCCUCCUUCUUGGCGACACGGGAAGCGAUGCCCUUCUGCCUGGCUUGGUGGGAACCCAGCCCCUCCUGUCCCCACGACAGGGAGAAAUGCAGAUUGUCUGAGACACAGGCUUGGGGAGUUCCCACUCGUGCUGCACCCCUGCCCCGGGUGGUGACCCCUCCCCACUCCAGUGUGGCCCGCAGACCAGCCUGGGAGAGGUGGUCCGGGUCCAGGGCCUGCAGGCUUUCUUCGUCUCUGGCUUCUUCACAUCUCAGGCAUUGCCAGCCAGGUCCCAGCAACCCCAGGGGCUGGAAGACCACCCUGACUCUCCAUUCUCUUCCGCCUUGCCCUCCCUCUGCUCUCCUGAGGACCACCAGGGAGGCCCUGAUGCAGACAGACAUAGACGACACCAUAGAGCCCAUACUCUCUAGAGACCGUCCCUUCCCAGAUAAGGAAAUUCAGCCAAAGACAAGCAAAGUGACCGUGCAAGGUCAUUCAGCUAACAAGAAAUGCCAAGGUUCAACGCCAGGCAAGGCUGGAGCUGGCCGCACCUGCCAAGGACCCAAAGCCCAACAGAGGUGUCCAGGGGGAGCGCACUGUCCCCCACAACCUCCAUCAGCGUCCACAAGCAUCCCCAGCCAAACAUGGAAGAAAAAUCGUGGUGUCACUUACUAUGCGGCUCCAGGACAAGUCCUCCAGGAACCGCCCGCCCCCCGCCCCCCAAAACAGACCGCAGCUCCGGAGCCCCCCCAGCUCGCCCCACUAGGGGUCCUCUCGGUUGUCGCAAGGGUUCUGGCAAAGGAGACCUACACGGAAGGAGGAGGCAGGCUACGGAUGAGAAACUGAGGCAGGGCCGCCCGGGGGGGGGGGGGGGGGGGAGGGUGGAGGAUGGGGGAGAGACGGGAUCGAUCCGCAGCUCGUUUACUCGGCGCUCUCCCUUCCCCGCCCCAUCCCCGCAAGACCCCGGUCGCCAGGCCCGGCUGGGAGCCGGGUGGAGCGGGUGGGGGAGGAAAUGUUUAGGUGGAGCUCGAGGGGCCUCACCCCACGGCCCGCGUCGGGGGCGCACGGGGCCCCGGCGUGCCCCAGCCUGGGCCCCCGGAGGUCUCCCAGCCGCUGGGGAGGGAGAUCCCUCCACCCCGGCACCCUCCGUCCCGGGGCGGGACCAGGGGGCGGGGCGGGCCGGUGACCGGCCGUGACGCGGGCCCCGCCCGCUCAUAUAGAGGCGCCCCGGGGCGCAGGGACCUUGCUUCGCCGCCGCCGCCGCCGCCGCCGCCGCCGCCGCCG
Molecule: messenger RNA, 1307 nt
Organism: Prionailurus viverrinus (fishing cat)
Lineage: Eukaryota; Metazoa; Chordata; Mammalia; Carnivora; Felidae
Exons: 4
Coding region: 72-869 (265 amino acids)
Source: RefSeq, a predicted model, not a curated record